UGCUGGGUUGCUAAGACAACCAUUGCCAAGACGCUGAGAGUCAAGUUGGAGACUUCUUCGCCUUGUCCAGCCCCGGUAUCUGAGCCAUGGGUAGCAAGAAGAAGGAAAUGGCCCUGCAGGUCAACAUCAACACCCAAGAGCUUUGGGAGGAAAUGCUCGGCUCCAAAGGACUGACUGGUUGCAGGGAGUGGAGGUGUGAGAGCAGACCGUCUGCAAGGACAUGGCUGUCUGCUGAACAUUGUCACUCCUUGGCUCCUACAGUUGUGGACGUCUACCAGGGCUGGUGUGGCCCCUGCAAACCUGUGCUUAGCCUCUUCCAGAAGAUGAGAAUCGAGGUUGGUUUGGACCGUCUCCAUUUUGCUCUGGCAGAGGCUGACUGUCUUGAUGUUCUGGAAAAAUACCGAGGGAAGUGCGAGCCAACCUUUCUGUUCUACGCGGGAGGAGAAUUGGUGGCCACGGUGAAGGGAGCCAACGCCCCACUGCUUCGGAAGACCAUCUUACACCAGCUGGAGGUGGAGAAGAAGGCUCUGGCUGAAGGCAGGGAACGGAGCGUGGUUACUGAUGAGGUUCUUUCUGGUGCAGCCAAGUGCCCUCCCCACGAAAAGGAUGAUGGUGAAGAAGGGGACAUAGUGUCAUCGGAGAAGACCUGUACAUUAGCCAUCAUUAAGCCAGAUGCAGUGGCCCACGGAAAGGCCGAUGAGAUCAUCAUGAAGAUCCAGGAAGCAGGAUUUGACAUUUUGUCAAACGAAGAGAGAACCCUGACAGAAGCUGAAAUGCAAGUGUUCUAUCAACACAGAGCCGGGGAGGAGGCAUUUGAGAAGCUAGUCCGUCAUAUGUGCAGUGGACCCAGCCACCUCCUGAUCCUCACCAAGACCGAGGGCACCGAGGAUGUAGUCACUGCUUGGCGAGCCUUCCUGGGGCCUUGUGACCCCAAUGUGGCCAGGAAGGAGCACCCUGAAAGUCUCCGGGCUCAGUAUGGCACAGAAAUGCCCUUUAAUGCUGUUCAUGGAAGCCGGGACAGAGAAGAUGCCAACAGAGAGCUGGCCCUGCUCUUCCCCAGCUUCAAGCUUUCCAGAAAAGACAUGGAAGCCCCACAGGGUCCUGAGUCUCAAAGGGUGGUGAGCCCCAUGGAGGCCCUUUGCAUCUGAGUGUAUCUGAGGACGGGGACACUACUGUCUGCUGCCAGGAUCAAGGCCACAAGAGGAGUCAUCAAUAUGCUCAUGUCUGCACAGAAGGACCUCCAGAGGUUGAUUUCAGAGAACCAGUGUUCUUGGUUCAGCCCUAUGUUGUAGACAAUGGAAAUAACUAUAUAGACUUCCCUGCCUUACUAAACAGUCUACUGAACAUACCCUGCCCUCCAGUCACCUCACAGGACACUGAAUCUCCCCAACAGUAAAUCUACUGCUUUGAGCCUA
This is a messenger RNA of Mesocricetus auratus (golden hamster), 1415 nucleotides long. It is a transcript of the gene Nme9, whose product is annotated as NME/NM23 family member 9. The record is from RefSeq and is a predicted model, not a curated record. Gene Ontology annotation, molecular function: nucleoside diphosphate kinase activity. Bases 87 to 1148 code for a protein of 353 amino acids. NCBI's taxonomy places the organism in Eukaryota, Metazoa, Chordata, Mammalia, Rodentia, Cricetidae. The transcript has 12 exons. Gene Ontology annotation, biological process: UTP biosynthetic process; CTP biosynthetic process; GTP biosynthetic process.